GUCCUUAUAUAUUAACCCACCCACCACCAUGCAAUUCAUUGUCCAGCUAACUCACUCAUAAAUUUCAUUCUCUUUGCUUAACUUCUCAUAUAUUCAAUUCCAGUCCACAUACCAAAACCAAUCAUACAAGUUCAUGGCGGCUAAUCCUAAUAGACUCUCUCUUGCCAUGGAGAGAACUGGCCAAUGGGUUUUCUCUCAAGAAGUUCCAACUGAUGUUAUAGUUGAAGUUGGAGAAGCUCGUUUCUGCCUCCACAAGUUCAUGUUGGUGGCAAAGAGCAACUACAUCAGAAAACUAAUAAUGGAAUCAGAUGAGACUCAUCUCACCAGAAUAGAUCUCUCUGACAUACCAGGAGGUUCUGGAAUCUUUGAAAAAGCAGCUAAAUUCUGUUAUGGCGUCAACUUCGAGAUAACAGUCCAUAAUGUCGCAGUUUUACGAUGUGCAGCAGAGUUUCUCCAAAUGACUGAUCAGUAUUGUGACAACAACCUUGCUGGCCGGACCGACGAAUUUCUCUCUAAGGUCGCCUUUUUCACUCUCACCGGCUCCGUUGCAGUCCUCAAGUCUUGCCACCACCUUCUUCCCUAUGCCGAUGACCUAAACAUCGUGAAACGCUGUGUUGAAGCUGCAAGCGCCAAGGCCUGCAGCGAGGCGAAUUUCCCUAGCCGCUCACCGGCUAAUUGGUGGACUGAGGAACUAGCUGUUCUUGAUAUUGAUUUCUUCAGUAGAGUGAUCGCUUGUAUGAAACAGCGCGGCGCUAAGCCUCCAACCAUUGCAGCCGCGCUGAUUACAUACUCAGAGCGAUCACUCCAGGAGCUAGUUCGAAACCACUCCGGUGAUGGAAUCGGGUCAUCAGAUUACAAUGAUUCAGACAUCAGAUCAAAACAACGAAGCCUUCUAGAGUUAAUUAUCAAUCUCUUCCCUUCGGAGAAAGCAGCUUUUCCAAUCAACUUCCUUUGCUGCCUCCUCCGUUGCGCCAUCCACCUCCGCGCCUCCACCGUCUGCAAAACCGAACUCGAGAAACGAAUCUCGGCAAUCCUCGAACACGUUACCGUCGACGACCUCCUCGUGAUGUCAUUCUCCUACGACGGCGAGAAACUCUUUGAUCUAGAAAGCGUUCGCAGAAUCAUCUCAGUCUUCGUUGAAAAAGAAAAAAACACAGCGGUUUUCACACCGGGAGAACUCAAACAAUCAUUCUCCGUCCCUAUGCUGCGUGUGGCGAAAACCGUCGACAUGUACCUCGCUGAAAUCGCCGCGUACGGUGAACUCAGCAUCUCAAAAUUCAACGGAAUCGCUGUUCUUAUUCCUAAACACGCGCGUAAAAUCGACGAUGAUCUUUACCGCGCCGUUGAUAUCUAUCUCAAGGUUCAUCCAAAGCUAGAUGAAAUCGAAAGAGAGAAAGUAUGCAGCGUAAUGGAUCCAUUGAAGCUAUCCUACGAAGCGCGUGUGCACGCGUCACAGAACAAACGGUUACCGGUACAGAUUGUUUUACACGCGCUAUACUACGAUCAGUUGAAGUUGAGGAGUGGAUCAGACGACGGUGAAUGCGACGGAGCUGCGACGGAGAGGAAUCGGUUAGCGACGGAUGUAUCGUUGGUGAGAGAGAAUGAGGAGUUACGAUCAGAAUUGACGAAGAUGAAGAUGUACAUUACGGAUAUGCAGCAGCAGAAGAACGUUACGCCUGGAACGACGUCGUUGAGUUCGAGUAAGAAGACGACGUUUUUUUCAUCUGUGUCGAAAAAACUGGGAAAGUUGUUCAAAAAUGGGGCUAAGGAUACGGCCCAUUUAGAAGAUGGGCCUGUGGAUUUGACUAAGCCCAGGAGAAGAAGGUUCUCUAUUUCUUAAAUGCACCUGUGAAAGUUUGCAUACUAGUUGCUUUAUGCUUGGUUUUGUUUGGGUGGGGUUUUCUUUGUUAGUUUGAUGAUGUGAUUUUGUAAUUUAUGUUGUAAAAUAUAUGCAGAUUUUAUAUAGAUUAUGGUUCAUGACAAUGUUUGUGGAAGUUAUGCAAUGUUUGUUGUGGUUCUGCUUAUUCCAAAGUCCUUUGAUUUUGUAAUGU
Molecule: messenger RNA, 2051 nt
Organism: Medicago truncatula (barrel medic)
Lineage: Eukaryota; Viridiplantae; Streptophyta; Magnoliopsida; Fabales; Fabaceae
Product: root phototropism protein 2
Exons: 4
Coding region: 134-1840 (568 amino acids)
Molecular function (GO): protein binding
Source: RefSeq, a predicted model, not a curated record